Messenger RNA from Xenopus laevis (African clawed frog), 3086 nucleotides. RefSeq lists its product as uncharacterized. NCBI's taxonomy places the organism in Eukaryota, Metazoa, Chordata, Amphibia, Anura, Pipidae. The record is from RefSeq and is a predicted model, not a curated record. The coding region runs from base 493 to 1731 and encodes 412 amino acids. The transcript is spliced from 2 exons.
CUGGUAUUAGCCGCAUGGGAAAGUGGGAUCAUAAACUCAACCACAAAAGAUUUUUUAAUCACCGACUAUCCCCGUACACCUGUUCUCUAUCUACUCCCAAAAAUUCACAAGACACUGACUGACCCACCAGGGCGCCCUAUUAUAUCGGGUAUAGGUUCCAUUUUGGAACCUCUUUCAAAAUUUGUAGAUCGGUAUCUGCAGCCCUUAGUACAAAAUAUACCUACAUGUCUAACUGACACGACUGACCUACUCAGACAAUUACAAGAUCUGACCCUAACUAGCCCGGACGUAAGCCUUUGCAGUAUAGACAUACAAAGUCCAUAUACUGCCAUACCCCAAAACGAGGGAAUUGCCUAUGUUGAAGAAACCUUACUGGAGACGAAUAUCCAACAUCACCUUAUCUAUUUCCUUAUAGAUUGUCUGACUUUAGUUCUGCAUAGGAACUACUUUAAGUUCAAUGACAAGUACUACUGGCAACGCCAGGGUACGUCGAUGGGUGCGUCGGUGGCCCCUUCGUUUGCCAACAUUUUUGUUCACCAUCUUGAACAAAAAAUUUUUUUGCAGGGUAAGUUCAAGGGGCACAUUUUGAAAUAUUGGCGGUAUGUGGAUGACAUACUCAUUAUUUGGCAAGGUACCGAAGAUACCUUCAAAAAUCUGCUUAUUGAAGCCAAUUCUUACCAUCCGACGAUAAAAUUCACUGGGGAAUGGUCGAAUACAUCACUUAACUUUUUGGAUGUAAAAUUAGGUAUCUGUGGUAAUAGCAUCAUAACUGAGAUGUAUUCUAAACCCACAGACCGUAACACACUUUUACUCUCUUCUAGCUACCAUAACCCCCAUACCAUGAAUGCCAUACCAAAAAGCCAAUAUUUACGUGCACGCCGCAUUGCAUCGACUGAUACACAAUACAAAUCAGCGGCUAAUUUGCUUACAAAAAAAUUCUCACAACGAGGAUAUUAUACACCAAAACUUCAAGCAAUAGAGACUCUAGUAAGCAAACAGGACAGACAAGAACUCUUAAAAAGGAAAGAAAAAAAUAGAUCUAAUCAAAUUCAGAGAAUUCCCUUUGUGUCUAAAUUUGGUAGACAAAGCAAAAAAAUUGAACAAAUCGUUAGACAGUAUUGGCCGAUCUUACAACAAGAUACGACAUAUGGCUCACUGUUUAAACAACCUCCGCUCUUUAGCUAUACUAGAGGACGUAGCCUUAGAGACUGUCUCUGUCCCUCUGAUGUUACCCAGAAACAAUCAAACACAAUGUUCUGGGGACCACCUAAAAAAGGCACUUAUGCCUGCCUGAAUUGCAUAUGCUGCAGUUCUAUUAUAAAAGGGGACACAGUAAAUCAUCCGACAAAAGGGAAUAUCAUUCGGCUAAAGGAUUUUUGUACUUGCGAGACCAAAAAUGUGAUCUACAUGCUAAAAUGCCCUUGUGGGUUAGCCUAUGUGGGCCAAACGAGUAGGUCUGUGAAAGAACGUAUAAAAGAACACAGAGGCAAUAUUAGGAAUUAUAAAGUUGGCACACAGUCAGAUACCCCUGUAUCUAGACACUUUACAUCCCACGGACACAGUCUCAUACAAUUAAAAUGGUUGGUGCUCGAACAGGUAAAAAGACCUAAAAGAGGGGGCAACCUCUCUAAAUUGCUUCUGCAGCGUGAAGCACUUUGGAUAAAAAAGUUAAAUACUAUGACACCUAUGGGCCUGAAUGAUUAUUGGAGCUUAUCUCCAUUUCUGUAUUAACUGCCAUUUGUAUAUUUCUCUCAUUCCAGAUUUUGAGAAAAACCUACAUUUCUACUGUGGGUUCACGUUGAGAUUCUUAUCUUGGACUUUUAGAACACAGUCGACACUUUUCACCGCUUGCACAUACAUAUUGCCACCUUAACAUGUAUUACAUGUUUUUAUAUUUAUAUUUAUAUUUAUUGUUAAACCUCUAUGAUGGGUGGGGGCGGGGUGACACACCCCCAGGUGUGGUUAUAUAAUGUUGUACUUUGCACUGGCACUUCACACUUGAAAAAGGGCCUGUGAGGCCCGAAACAUGUUGUGUGGACUAUAAUAAAAUUGCACUUUAGCAGUUAUUCUGCAAGUUUGUUCCUCUGUUCUCCGCUUUCGAUUGUUUACAAGAUUUGAGGUGUGUGGACGGAGCACCUGUGAGACAGCGGGACUGGCCACAUUGCUGCUUUCCACGUGUAUUAAAGACAAAGUGAAGGACACAUUGGCAAAAUGCUAUGAUCCUCUCCUGACUGAUCUCCAUCAGCUGAAUUUAUCCUACAGAGUGGGUGGCCAAAUCAUGCAAAGAUCCACUCAUAUGGGUACCGUGCUAGCUGCUGCCCAAUAUUCCAGGUGUCAGUUUCACUUAAGUACAGACAUAUAUCUUUUCUUAUUAUACAUUUUGAUGUGGUUUUGGUUGAGAGGGUGUAUAGUAAAUUUGGAAAGAUACUUAAGGAGAUUGAUUGCUGAGGUCAAAAGUGAUUUGCAUCAGUGGAGAGGAAUUAUAAAUGUUUAGCCACAUGUUAAGGUUGAGAUAGCAAAAGAAUAUUAAUAAGCCUAUAAUAAGCAACUGGGGCCAGAUAUCACUGAAUAAGAAAAACAUAUCUCCUAAUUCAGUUUCAGAUUUAAAACUGCCAUAUUGAACAGCCCAGAUUGGUGUGACAAACCAUAAAAAAAGUUCUCAUUCAGCUGGAUAAAGAUUUCCAUAUGAGUAUACGAGUAUGAUGAGGGAGGAAUGUAUGUCAAACAACUGACUCUUGAGAAAUUGCAAGAGCGUUUGAGGGUUAAGGGAAAAGAAGCUGUUUUUUGUACAUUAAUGUAACCCUUUGUUAAUGUUAAUGUAACUCUUUGUUGCAAUUUUGACUUGCGCACUUCCCGUUUUAACAUAAAAUGGACUGAUGAGCUGUUCCCAAAGCAACAUAGAUGCUUAGGUGGUUUAACAAAUAGGAAUAUUCCUUGGAUUUUACCAACACAAGUUGUUAGAUACUUAAGUUACAUGUUCUCUAAAGUACAGAUCAGAUCAAAACUGCAUAGCUAGCAGAAACAUCUGUAAACAACUCAUUUGUGUAGUUUAAAGAGUCUGGCAUGAUGAGUAGGGGCACGUUGUU